This is a messenger RNA of Leptosomus discolor (cuckoo roller), 1038 nucleotides long. The record is from RefSeq and is a predicted model, not a curated record. Lineage: Eukaryota; Metazoa; Chordata; Aves; Leptosomiformes; Leptosomidae.
AUGGGAGACCAGGAUGCAGGCGAGCCCUUUCUGGGGAUGGUGGCGGGGGGUGCCACAGACUAUGAAGGAGCUCUGCCCUCAGACACCGUGUCGCUCAGCGACUCUGAUUCCGAGGAUUUGGGGUUAGCGGAUGAAGCAGAAGUUGAUACAAUAUCUCCUGAGGAGCCGUCUGUAGAUGAUGGGGAUUACAGAUCAGGGGAGCCCCCCGACUCUUCAAACAGCAGCCACAGAUCUCCUGUCCAGCCCUUCCACCUCAGGGGCAUGAGUUCUACCUUCUCUCUCCGUAGCCAGAGCAUAUUCGAUUGCCUGGAAGAGGCGGCCAAGUUGUCCGUGCCCUCGAUGCCUGAAGAUAAUGUCGUUGACGGGAGGUUUAAGCGUCCAUUGCCUCCAACCACGGGUUCAGGUAACAUGGUUCCAGAAAGCCUGGGAAAGCAAGGCAAGGCAGUGCAGGCCCCCAGAAGUGCUCCUGCAGUGCCUGACUAUGUGGCACACCCAGAGCGCUGGACCAAGUACAGCCUAGAUGGAGUUUCAGAGACUAGUGACAAGACCAACAGGGCUGUGGCCAUGGAAUUUCUAGAGGGUUUGAAGAAGAGAGGGGAGGAACAAAGCUCAGCUACUCGAGAUAGCUACACCCCGUACUUCAACCAGGACCCUUCCAGCUGUGGAGCUGGGAGGAUUGUCUUCACCAAACCAACGAAAAGGGGUGUUGAUGGACUGGAAAAGAAAACAGCAGGGGAGGAUGAUAAGAAACACAUGAAAACAGAUCUGAAAGGAAAAUCUCUUAAGAAGACUGAUGACUCGAGGGAGGAGGAUAAGGUAGAGCUGGGGCACUUAGACAGUGGAAGUGGAAAGGCAACAGAGGAGGAGGAGUGCGUGGUGGCUGGGGACCUGAAUACAGAAGGUAACCUUAGCACAAGGUUUAGUGGUGCAGGUGAAGAGCCGUCGGGGGAAACAGUUGGAUUCCAUUGCAGUAAGAAGAAGAAUAGGAAAAAUUUCCGGCCUAAAGUAGACGAUGAAGGGGAGGAGGAAGAGUCCUGA